GAAAUAAAAUCCCAAAAUCACUUAUAUUUCCCAUUAUUAAAAAUCUUUUACGUCUUUUGUUUCUUCCCUUUUUCCAUUUCACUUCGCGUUUCCUUUCAGCGAGUCGUUAACGAUGGCUUUGCAGAUUGCCAGACGUUUCCUUCGCAGCCGCGCCGUGGAUCAGAUCUCCACCAACAACAGGCUUUUCUCACUGAUCGACCGGAGCUAUUGUUCAAGUUCCUCCGAUCUGAUCCGCGCCACUCUCUUCCCAGGCGACGGUAUUGGUCCCGAGAUCGCUAGCUCCGUCAAAGAGAUUUUCAGUGCUGCAGAUGUUCCAAUUGAAUGGGAGGAACAUUUUGUAGGAACGGAGGUGGAUCCUAGAACCCAGAGUUUUGUUACAUGGGAAAGUUUAGAAUCGGUACGAAGAAAUAAGGUUGGCUUGAAAGGCCCGAUGGCCACACCAAUUGGAAAAGGCCAUCGUUCUUUGAAUCUUACCCUGAGGAAAGAGCUGAAUCUGUUUGCAAAUGUCAGACCAUGCUACAGUCUACCUGGUUACAAAACUCGGUAUGAUGAUGUAAAUCUCAUAACAAUCCGUGAAAACACAGAAGGAGAAUACAGUGGUCUUGAACAUCAAGUGGUGAGGGGAGUUGUUGAAAGUCUUAAGAUCAUAACCCGUCAGGCAAGUCUGAGGGUGGCUGAAUAUGCUUUUUACUAUGCCAAAGCCCAUGGUAGAGGGAGAGUAUCUGCCAUACACAAAGCUAACAUCAUGCAAAAAACUGAUGGUCUAUUUCUAAAGUGUUGUCGUGAGGUUGCCGAGAAGUACCCUGAGAUAACAUAUGAGGAAGUGGUCAUUGACAAUUGCUGUAUGAUGCUUGUAAAGAAUCCAGCACUAUUUGAUGUCUUAGUGAUGCCUAACCUUUAUGGUGACAUUAUAAGUGACCUUUGUGCUGGGUUAAUCGGAGGAUUGGGCUUAACACCAAGCUUAAAUAUUGGGGAGGGAGGAAUUGCUCUUGCCGAGGCUGUCCAUGGUUCAGCUCCUGAUAUUGCUGGAAAGAAUUUGGCAAACCCAACUGCUUUGUUAUUGAGUGGUGUCUCGAUGCUUCGACACUUGGAGCUUCAUGAUAAAGCGGAUAGGAUACAGGAUGCAGUCCUGAAAACAAUUGCAGAAGGAAAGUACCGAACUGCUGAUCUUGGUGGCUCUUCAAAGACCUCCGAAUUCACUAAGGCAAUCAUCGACCAUCUUUGAAGAAUGUCAAUGAAUGUGCAUAAAUUGCUUCCUUUUUUUACGUCCGCUACGAGUUUGACAAUCCUUUUAUGUCUUGACACCCCAACUUCAACUUUUCCUACUUGUGGGAGGGAAUUAAACCACAUCAAUUUCUUCAAGAGUUUUGUGAUUUCAGCCAUGGAGAAUAUGCCCAUUUUCUGAUGGGAAGAAAAAUAACACAUCGGGUCCAUUUGAGAAAAAUGCAUGAUGAUGAAGAAGAAAGGGCUGAUAUCGAGCUACCGGCGGAAUAGAGUAAGCUUCUGCGGUUUUGAAAUAAACAGCGUCAUCUUGUUCGUUUUGAUUUUUUCUCUUCUGUCCAGUUAUCCUAUAUAAACCUAUUUAAACUCUUCUUUGUCUUGUAUUUGACCACUAGUUUCAGGGUUCACUGAAAGACAGUUUGUCGUCACCAUUUAAACCCUUGUGUAGUGUUUCUGUUUCUUAAACUCACAUAAGAUUGCACUCCCUUUCUUGA
Messenger RNA from Cynara cardunculus var. scolymus (artichoke), 1715 nucleotides. RefSeq names its product 3-isopropylmalate dehydrogenase, chloroplastic-like. Gene Ontology annotation, cellular component: mitochondrion. Bases 113 to 1225 code for a protein of 370 amino acids. The transcript has 7 exons. Gene Ontology annotation, molecular function: isocitrate dehydrogenase (NAD+) activity; magnesium ion binding; NAD binding. Lineage: Eukaryota; Viridiplantae; Streptophyta; Magnoliopsida; Asterales; Asteraceae. Gene Ontology annotation, biological process: tricarboxylic acid cycle; isocitrate metabolic process. The record is from RefSeq and is a predicted model, not a curated record.